CGCAUCGGAUCCAGGUCAAGGUACGAUUUUUACCUUAUCUGGGGCAUGGUUCGAGGAAGAAGCAGUCUUUUCUAGGGCUCAGUUCGAUCAACGAUCUUAAGUCUGGAGAAGUGAAAUUGACAACAUUUCUGGUCUAAACUUAAAAGAUCUAGUUGUGGAAGAAGCCUUGUGAUUUGUGUCAAAGGCAUUUAGACUGCUGAGUUUAAAGAGGAGAUUUGCCCUAAAUGUUAUUUUUCUGGUAGAGAGCCUAGAGAAGUAUCAUUUAUUUGGAAAGAUUAUGGUUUGCAAAACAACUGUUACUAACUUAUAGACAGUAGAAAGCUGAAUACUUUGGCCUUGUCUGUCAGUUAUUCCACAAAUUCAGGAAGAGACUUUAGAACACAGACAAGUAGAUCGUACGAUAAAUAAAGCUGUCCUACAACAAGUUUGAGGACAAUGGCAGAUAAAACAGCUGAUCAAGUUCCAGUACUAAGUAUGGAAAAAUCAGACAAUAAUGAUGAUGUAAUAAUCAUAGAAAAAGAAAUUCAAAAUACUCAACAGAAAAAAGAUAAAGAAAAUGUUUCAAAAGUAACACCAAAAAAGUCAUCGGAGCCUAAACAGACCAAACAAGCCAAUAAAAAGAAGACAAAUAAAAAAGGUUCAUGCGGUCUGUCUAGUAGCUUAGAUGACGAAGUGGGUUUCCCCGCUGAUAUUAAAUUAGAAUCGACCAAUGACUGCAUGCCAGAUGAAGACAAAGACUUCAAAGUCUGCGUAGUUUGUGGAGAAAAAGCUAGUGGUUUUUACUUCGGGGCCUUAGUAUGCUUGCCCUGCAAAAGCUUUUAUAUUAGAUGUACAAAAGAUGGAGAGCCAACUUUUACUUGUCAGUGUAACGGGAACUGUGAUAUUGCCAAACAAGGAAGAAUCCGUUGCCAGUAUUGUCGCUAUCAACGUUGCCUCAUGGCGGGAAUGUGCCGCAAAGAAAAGCCAGAAACCGUCCAGCCAGCUGAAGGGCAAGUGUUAUGUAAAGUUUGUGGUGAUAUUGCCAAUGGAAUACAUUUUGGAGUGAACACAUGUGAAGGUUGCAAGAAAUUUUUCCGAAGAGGACUGGUGGAAAACCAGGGAUACAAUUGUAAGGGAGAGAAAUCAUGUCAGAUAAACCCAAGAAACAGAAAUAAUUGCCGUUAUUGUCGUUACCAGAAAUGUAUCAGCGCUGGAAUGUCGAGAGAAGCCAUCAAGAUGGGUCGGCCAAAAAAGUCAGAUGGAGAUUCUCCACAACAGUCCCCUUCACAUUCACCAUCAUUUAGUGAUCGUCGUAGUCCGGAGUUGUCUCCCCAAGGAUCUCCUAUCUCCGUCCAUACUUCACCACAGCUAUCACCUGUCAAUGAACCAUUGUUUCACAAAUAUAUGAUGGCUAACCAGCCUGUGAAGACCGAGACAACAUGUCCACCACCAAGUUGUCAGAUUCAGUCGGAGAUGACCAACAGCAGACCAGUUCUGUCCACAACAUCCUUCAUGAAUCUUAAAACAGAAGAACAGACUACGUAUAAUUGGGUAUCAUCUGCCCAAACCUCCUCCUGGCCUGUGUCUUCAAACACCAUCAUGUCAUCCCAAUGCCAGCCCGUCCAUGCCACGACGACCUCGCAUCAGCAGGACAAUCCAUUACUCAUAGAGGACGAUAUGGAUGACAUCCUUAAUUUCAUACAAAUGGACCAGGCCAGUCGAAGUCAGCCUCAACCUGUUUUCAGAGAUAGUAACUGUUUAUAUCAGACACCACAGUGUAGUAUGGGAAACACACCACUCAUGGUCAACACAUGCAACAACUUCCAACAGGCAUCAGACAAUUAUCAACAGAAUUCAGGACCAAAUUCACCAUACCAACCACAGUAUCCUCAGCCAAACCAAAGUGCAUACUACCCCAACUCCCACAGUCCACAGUAUUAUCAACAGCCUCAUUCCCCACAGACAAACUGUCAUAGUCCUCACAGUUACAGCACACCAUCUCCAGGAUCAUGCCACAGUCCACACAACUACAACACUCCUUCCCCAGGAUGUCACAGUCCAGAUACAUAUCAUCCAUCUAUGGCUGCCGAAUAUCCUCAACACGGUGGAUACACUAUGCCGUCCACACAAGGUCACACACAAUUCAAUCACGGAAACAACAUGUCACAUGAUAUGGUCCACAUUAACCCUGAUUCUCAACAUCAAAUCAAUCAAAUGUUUAUCAAAUGCAUCGGAUCAAUAAACGAAACACCAACUCCAAACAACGGAGCUUACGUCACAAGGGACCAACUUACAACGGAGGUAAUCAAUUGUACACUUAAUUCAUCCUCACCUUACAGAAACAAUGAUUGUUUAUAUAGUAGUAGUGAUGACAGUCACGAUUCAACGGAUUAUCCCGCAAGAAAUAAGAGGAAAAAUUACGACCAUUUUGAUCGGUCGUGUGGGUAUGGAAAUAAUACCAACACAUAUAUGCCACAAUCUUCAGACUUCACCUGUGAGAGUUACAGUUUACAAUCCACUCAGAGCUAUUGGAAACAGAAGUUUCCUUUCGAUCCAAUGAGCAGAAUGGCAGAAGAGGACCACGCCGUCAUUAAACACAUUCUGACUGCAUACUCCAAUAUGAGAGUUUUCUAUGACGAAUCAAGAGACUGGAAUUCUUCAAAACUGGAGGAACAUUGGCCAAAAAUGGGAAAAGAGAAGGCUCAUUGGCAGCACAUACAAGAACGUAUCAUCAGAAAUAACAAAGCUUAUGUAGACUUCUGUAUGCAAAUUCCAGGGUUUAUGCAGCUUGAUCAUGAAGACAAACAAGACCUUUGUCAGUUGGCCUCUUUCCAAGCUGCUCUAAUCUUGUGUUCAACAGAAUGGUAUAACAAGCAACAGAAGAAGUUCCAGAACUUUUGGAAUUUUACAGUGAGCCCUGAGAAUCCAAUGUAUUUGUUCAAACUACAUCUUUUACAGGCCGGAGAAGUCAUCAACAAGCUAGAACUUUCACCAGUAGAACUUUCCUUGACUUUAGCACUAAGCUGUUUCAGUGCAGAUUUGAUGUUCUUGAAAGAUCCAGAAUCAGUCGAAUCAGUCAGACGACACCUAAUCUACCUUCUCCAGCAACAUAUCGCUGAACAAGGUAUAAACCCUGAUGAAAGACUAGCUGCUAUUUUCAACAUCAUGCCGAUGACUAGACACAUAAGCAUGUGGCAUAAACAAUUAAUGAAGAAUAUGAGAGUCAACAUGGAGUUGGGGGCUGUGUCAAAACAGGUUGAGGGGAUUUCAAUUUAAAGAAAACCUCACUGAAUCUUUACACACAUUCCAAAUUCUUGUUUGUAAACUUAUGAGUUGUUUUGUUUUUGUUUUGUUUUUUUUUCCCUUACUAAUGUGCAAUUAUCACAACAAGGGGGACAACCCUAAUGAUACAUGGAAAACUAAUUUUUAUGUCCCAAUAACUGCCAUGUUGCUUGAAUUCAACGAAUAUUUUUGAUGACAAAGGCUCAAAUAUUGAGUAUUAUUUUAGGGAAUGUUAUUGUUUUAUUGUUAUAUUAAGUGACCUUUGCAUUUAAUGCUUAAUUUUAAAUCUAUAUAUGACCCACUUCACUUGGUUUUUGAGUGAAGUAAAAUUAUUUAGUCACAUGACAAAUCUCCGUUUUUUAACGAAGAGACUUCAUUAUAUCUUUUAUAUUUAUUGCACGAUUUGUUAUACAGAUGAAGUAUUUUUUUACUACAUGUUAUGACGGUGAAAGAAUAUUUUAUUUUUUGUUGUUUAUAUUGAAUUAUAUUUAUUUUUGUUUUUAUUUUGGGGACCAGGUUGUUUCUUUUUGGGUUCAAUUUCUCUAUUGGGUUAUUGAGGGUUUUCUUUUCUUUUCCUUUGGAAUUUUUAUUUUAAUUGAAAUUGAGGAAUAAAGGAAUUAUUUAAAUUAUUUAAAGGGAAAUUUAUAAAUACGUUUUAAGUUUUCUUUUUAAUUUUUAAUUUUUUGGGGGGAGGAGGGAAAAAGGAGGUUGAUAAAGAAUUGUAUUAUUAAAAUAUCAGAAACUGUUAAGAUUGAACCUUUUUCUUUUUAUUCUUUUGCUCCUUUAUUUUUAUCAUUUUCUGUCUUUACUUUUUUUCUUUUUAUUUCUCUUAACUAGACAAUCAAAUAUUAAUGAAAUGGGAAAUUUUAUUCAAUUUUGGUAGCUUUUCUAAAUUUGUUGUUUUUCUUGUGUGUCUUAAUGUUUCUGAUAUUUUUUUUUUUUUUUUAUUGUAUUCUUAAAUUACGAUUGAUUAUUGUUUAAAACAUAGAUAACAGCGCUAAUGUUUUCGUCCAUUAUUGAGAUGGAAGUACAAGAUAAUUGAAAUUGAAUGCUGAAAAUGCUCAAAUUACAAUUUUACCAUCCACACAGAAGAGAUUACUGCAAUUAUUGCUUGAAAUGGACAUUAUACAAAUAAAUUCAAAGUGUAUAUCAUCAUUUAGACAACAGUGAAAAAUUUUGUAUGUUUUUUUUUUUUGGUGAAAGAUUGAUUGUUUUAUAUUAAAAUUUUAUGAAUAUAAUGUUAAAUGGAAUAAAGCAUUGUUGAAGUAAAGUUAGAUAAAUUACAAUUAUAAAAGUUGAUUUGAAAAUUGACAAUAUCUUUAUGAAAAUUGAAUCGAGUCAAAAACAUCUUGACUUGGAAGAACAAAUAUACUGAUUUUAUUAGUAAAACAAACAAAGCUAAUAAAAAGAUCUAUAUUUUUGUCUUCAUAAGAGUUUGCCAAUAUCUUUUCAUAUUAGUAAUGGCACAUUCCCACUAUAUGUUGAUGAAAGAAAUCCAUGUUUUUAUAAAAAAUAUUUCAUUAUAACAUGUUUUGAUUUUGUUUAUACUUCUGUGAAAUGUGAAAUGUUGGCUUACUCUUAUAAAAUAAAUGACUUUUAUUAGAUGGAUACAAAGUUUAAAAACCCAAAAAUAAAUUAUGUUAAACUCGUCCUUUGGCCUCUGUAAGUAUGAUAUAUUUGGUUAAUAAUUCUUAGUAUCCACCUCAUCAAAAGUCAUUAAUUAUAUUAUUAUGUGGCUGAUGCACACUUAGUGCUAGAUGACAAAACUGUUCCCGUUAUAAAUUUAUACAAGACCAAUCCUGAAUUUUAGUCACAAGUUUUGUGGUGACAGGAAUUCAGAAUGAGAAUAUUUGGUUAUUUACAAUAAAAUUGGAAAAUACUGUGACUAUACUAGCUUAAUUGAGAAAAGAUGAGUUUUCAUAUUUUUUUAUUCCAGUUUUGAAGCUGAAUUUUUUUCCUUUGCUUUUUUCUGUCCAUACCCAAUUAGAGGCAGGAGGUGAUAAGGGAGAAAUAUCUUAACCGACUGAAUCAUUUUCAUUACACAUAUUGGUGUAACAGCUUUAAUUGUCUAUCCUGAACAAAUUAGUGAAGGGAGAUAACUAUUUUUCCAAGCUUAAAUUAUCUCCCUUACUCUACAUGGUUAAGGAGCCAAACCUUUUAAUUUACCAACAAAUUAUGUGAACAUGAUUGUGUUGCCUUUUGGGAAUAGUUUUGUCACUAGUUUUUAUAUAUAUAUUUUAUUGUUUUGUUUUUGCUCAUACUAUGUACAUUCCGUGUCAUAUAUCAUUUGUAACCGUCCAGUGUUGAACUCAGGACCCAUGUUGAAAGUGCUAACUGUAUAUAAAAUUAUCAUAUUCCAAAAAAAUUAGUACCAUACAUAGACUUAUAUCUCCCAACAUUUGUAUAUUAUUGAAUUAAUUGGCACUUUAGGGGGAUUAUCAACUGCAGCAAAUAAAUUUAGAUCUUCAUUCAGCAUAAUAAACAUUUUCUCUGCCUUUCAGAAUCUGUAAAACAAUUUCAUGGUUUUUUUUUAGUUAAAGACAAAAAAGUAUGGAUUUGUAGAAGAAAUCCUUGUAAAAUUACAUAUUAUGAAAGAAAAAAGGACGAAAAAAAUACACAUAUUUUUACUCAUUUCAUUUUUGUUAAAAGUUUCGUUACUCUAUUAUAUUUAUUACAAAUAAAUUGCUCAAUUCACAUAUCCAAUGGUUAUUACAUUUUUAUUGUUAUUAAAUUCAUCUGUGAUUAUGUUAAAUAUUGGCCUUGAAUUGUUACCAGUUUCCCCUACUGUUCGGACAGAAUCAAAUCAUAGAAUCCUGCUACAAACCAUUGUAAAAUAAACUUCUUUUUCCUAAAGGGGAGGGAUUUUAAUUCAGGGAGAUAACCCUUUAGAUCAGGGAAGUGUUUAUAAUAGUCAGUUUCAUCAAUGCUUUUAAGCAUUCAUGUGAAGCAGAAUUAAAAUAAUCUUUUUUAUUUAGAAGCUUAGUAUGUAUUUAUGAAAAUGGCUAACACAAACAUACCAGUGAUUUUUAAAGAGUUAUGGCCCUUUACUGAUGUCUUCCCUUAAAUUUCACUAGACUGUUACAUUGUCUAUACUUGUAACUAUGAAGAUGAUGCUAGAAAGGAAAUGAUUAAGAUAUCUAUAAAAGUACACAACAUAGACAAUCUUGCCUGUCAUUUUAUGGUCAAGAAUUGCCCAAUUUAAACUUAUGCAGGAAUGAAAUAUAGCAUCAUUUUCAGAUUCGUUUCUAAAUAAUAAUAUUUGUUUUUACAAUGGCACUUAUUCCAUGAGUUUUGUCUGUGUUUUUUGCAUUUACUCCAUGGUUUAAACAUUCCUAUAUUUUUCUUAAUUCAAUUUUUGUCAUCUUAUAUGUUAGUAAAAGCAUAAUGGUAAAAAAUAUGGAUGCUAAUGAAAAGGUUUAAAUUCCUCUUUUUUUAAGGUAUUAUCUAAAAUUUAUUUUCAACAAACUUACAAGUAUAUACUUAAUUCAUAUCCUAAAGCCAGUAAGGAUAAAUAUAAAAGACAAAAUUGACAAUUUUGAAUUUAUAAUAUUUGUAAUUUGAUGUAUUCACAAUCAUGUUCAAAACUUAAGUUUAAUAAUUAAUUUUGCAUGCAUGGGUCAAAUAGUUCCAAAAUUUUAUCUUUGAAAUGCACAGAAGUAUUAUUUUAUCAUGCAUGUUUUACAAUCAAACUCGUAAAAUUAAUUCUAAUGAGUGUUUAUUUAUGUAUGAAAAAUCAUUUAUUCACAUGUAUAUAUUUAUAUUUAUAUUUGUACUAUGACAUUGAAUUGUGACAUCUUGUAUAUUUCUCAUGUAUGUAAACAUAUACAUGUAUACAAAGUAUGUAUUGAAUUCUAAACAAAAACAUUUUCAAAAGAGGAAACACAGAUAAUUUAGUGAUAAAAAAAUGAUUUAGUGCAAAGCCAAUGAUCUAUGUUACUAUUAUAUAUUUCCUUGGUGCAAAGCAUACUAAAUAUUGUUUAUUGAUUAUUUGUUAAAAUUUCAAUUAUAAGUUUGACCCCCUGGUGGUCAAGGUCAACUUUUGAUCUUUAGAAUUCACAACAUACAUAUACGCUUGCUUGUGUAUACUGUACCACUGUAAAUAUCAUUGUAUUUGUCUUAGAGACAAAGUGGGUAUAUUACCCUCUUAAGUAGGUAGUUCCUGUAUGCCCUUCAUAUGCAUAUAUACAUAUAUAUAUAUAUAUACAGUAUCAGGCCCUACCCCAAUUUUUAGUCAACCAUUCAGAAAUGUUGACACUUGCUUGGCUUAUAUUUAGAAAUCACUUUACCCGUCCUUUGUUUUGUAUUACCGGUUAAUCCCAGUUGUGUCAAUAGCAAGCUAGAAAUUUCGUUUGUUUGAAUUGUUUUUUUUUUGGGGGGGGUAUUUUGUCUUUUAACUUGCAGAGGUGUGUCUGUCAAAGAAUAUUGGUCAUUUCACACAUACAUUAAAACAAUAUCAGAGGUAAACAUGUUUUAAAGGUAAAUUAUAUUCAAAGUCCUAUCAUUUUAUGGGUCUGGUAUGUAUUCUUACAUUCAGGGGGAAACAAACAGAAUUUGAUGUAUUUUAUAUUUUUAAUCAUCUGUUUAUCAAUUAGGCUAUAUCAAUAUAGAUGGCCUAUUCCAAAUUAAUAUUGUCAAUAUAUUUCUAUUUGGCUUUCAAUUGACAAGAAAUUGUAAAAAGUUGGAUUUUGGUUAUAAACAAUGAGUCUUUUAAUUUGAUGAAUUCAAGAUUUUAUUUGAAAUAUGGGUUAUACAAAAUAGUAUGGAUUUUUUUAAGAAGCGUUUAUGUAGAUGCUUAUUUCUUAUCUCAAUAGGUCUUUAUCAUGUAACAUUUGCUUGAAAAGUUGAAUCAGAUCAUCUGAAACUGCUUUAGAUUUGAAUACAGUCCCACUAGUGAUACAAAGGGAACAAUAGUGCCUCACAAUUUUCAUUAUUUAUUUUUUUAUUUUACUCAAUAUGAAACACUGACAAAAGAUUUAACUUACACACAUUCAGUAUCUUUAUAUAUUUAAAAGAUGAGAUAUACAUUUGUUAGUAGUGUACCUUUAGUUUACCAAGUCACCUAGGGAAGAAAAUUCGAUUUUUUUUUUUUAUUUAAAGGGAGACAAUUUAUUAUCUGCCUUUGGUUAAGGGUAGAUAACUGACUAGUACAACUUUAAAUUUUGAAGUCCACUUUAAAAAAAUAUUAAAUCUAUAAAACCUGAUAUAAUGAUGACUAUUUUUUUAUAAUUUGUUAAAUAUUAAUGUGAUAUUUUCUGAUGUUCUGACUCUCACAAUAUUGCUUGCUGUAGUAAAUUGUCAUGCAUCAUAAGUGAUUUUUUGCCUAGAAAGAAGAUGUGAUUGUAUUUUGAAGUUUGUUCUAAUACAGUUUUAUAGGCAGAA
This is a messenger RNA of Mytilus californianus (California mussel), 8640 nucleotides long. RefSeq lists its product as uncharacterized. The coding region runs from base 436 to 3255 and encodes 939 amino acids. Gene Ontology annotation, biological process: regulation of DNA-templated transcription. The transcript has 12 exons. Gene Ontology annotation, molecular function: sequence-specific DNA binding; zinc ion binding; DNA-binding transcription factor activity. Lineage: Eukaryota; Metazoa; Mollusca; Bivalvia; Mytilida; Mytilidae. The record is from RefSeq and is a predicted model, not a curated record.